This is a messenger RNA of Arabidopsis lyrata subsp. lyrata, 568 nucleotides long. Its product is annotated as protein RALF-like 25. The record is from RefSeq and is a predicted model, not a curated record. Lineage: Eukaryota; Viridiplantae; Streptophyta; Magnoliopsida; Brassicales; Brassicaceae. Bases 79 to 309 code for a protein of 76 amino acids. The transcript has a single exon.
CUCAAACAAAAGCCACAAGAUAACAAAGAAACAAUAUUUGAAAUCACCAACGAGAGAAACAAAAAAAAAAAAAAAAAAAUGAAGACAUUUAUGAUAAUCUUGUUGGUGAUUUGUAGCAUAUUGAUUGCAGGACGAGUUGAAGCUAACAAUCCCAAGAGGAAAUAUUUAAAUCCGGGUAUUCUCAAUCCAUGCUUGCGUCCUAAUGCUCAUAAAGGAUGUCAGCGUCCACAAUAUAAACCACGUACUCCGGUAAACUCAUAUAGUCGUGGCUGCUCCACAAUCAACCGAUGCCGCCGACAGACUCCAUGAGAUCUAAUGGCAUAUUUUAUGGACUUAUGCAACCACAUAAGUCAUAUUAUGUAUAUGUUUCAAAAACUUUCACAGGAUUGAUCUUCAAUAUUGGCGAUGCUCAUGGGGUUUGAAUUUAACUAAUUCGUGUACGUGUAAUAGUAACUAAUUUCUUCAACGAAGCAAUGGGAUCUAUUUUUUUGCAACAAAAUAUGUAUAAUGGGCUCUAUUAUGUGUAUAAAUUCUUUGAUAUAUGAAAUAAAAUUUAAUUUAAUUUCUU